GCACGGAGAGGAAACAUGAUGAAUUUGGAAGGCUCUCAGUUGUUCCCGUAUCCGAACGCCUUCCUGAAUGGUAUUGUGCUUGUAGGUCUCCUGAGUGUUCUGAAAUUCUUCACGGUCACGACAUGGAACUUGGCAGUGGGUCUACGAGCGCACGUGUGGUCCAAACUCCGGAACAAGAAUUUCGUUGAGACUUACGGGCAAUGGGCAGUCGUCACAGGGAGUUCAGACGGCAUCGGGAAGGGCUAUGCAUAUGAACUCGCCAAGAAAGGGAUGAACUUGCUCCUGAUAUCUCGCACGAUGGAAAAGUUGCAGAAAAUCAAAGAAGAAAUUGAAAAAGAGUUCGGUGUCGAGGUGGAGAUAAUGCAAGUAGACUUCAGCCAUGGAAAGCAGGUGUACGAAGAGAUAGAGGAACGCGUGAGAGGAAAGGAGGUCGGCCUUUUAGUGAACAACGUGGCCGUUAUAGUACCUCAUCCUAUGAACUUCGGCGAAGUCAGCGAGCACCAGCUUUGGAGCCACGUCAAUGUCAAUGUUGCAUCUCCCUUGGCAAUGACGAGAAUGAUCCUGCCAGGGAUGUUGGAGCGCCACAAAGGAGCCAUCGUCAACAUUGCGUCUAUUUACGGCCGCUAUCCCGUGCCGAUGGUGCAGGUUUAUUCCGCCACAAAGGCAUUUGUAGACUUCUUUUCCGAAGCUUUAGGAUCGGAAUACGAAAAUUCUGGCGUGACCGUUCAGACCGUUACACCCGCCUAUGUGUCGACCAGCAUGACCAGCUUCUCUGAAAAGGUCCACAAACCAAGAUUCUUCGUGCCAACAGCCUCCAACUUUGCCGCCCAUGCUGUGGAUACCUUGGGAUACACCUCUUACACGACAGGCUAUUGGACCCAUGGCUUACAGGCUUGGGUGAUGGAUACUUUCUUUCCACGAUGGGUCUGGAUGAAGUUCUUGAAGAAGAAUUGCGAGGAUUUACUGAAAGAUUUAAAGAAGACGAAAGAAGAACAUCUACGGCAUGACAAACUGGCCCUUGGCAGAAAUAGCGAUACGAACGAUGCAUACCGACAAACAACGCUUAAUGUUACCCUAGAAACGAAACGUCAUCGUGAACAAAAAGUUCUGAAGGGCUAUCAACGUCAUCAAUGGUCGGUCAGAACAGAGGCGGACAUGAUUGACUUUAAAGAUCUCCGGUUAUUUCCAGAUCUUGAGGCCGUAGUGAAUGUUAUUACGGUCCUUGGCAUCCUGACGGCUACGAAGAUCGUAGUGAGGACGGCUUGGGAUGUGGUCGUUGGUCUGAGGGCGCAUGUGUGGUCAAAGCUGUGUAAGAAGAACUUGGUGCGGACUUACGGGAAAUGGGCAAUUGUAACAGGAUGUACUGAUGGAAUUGGAAGAGCUUAUACUUUUGAACUGGCAAAGAAUGGCAUGAACAUUAUUUUAAUAUCUCGAACUGCAGAAAAACUACAGGAUGUUGCUUCACAGAUUGGCAAAAAGUUUGGAGUCAAGACAGAAAGAGUACAGGUAGACUUCAGCUUGGGAAGGGAGAUUUAUUCUGAAAUUGAGAAGUGCAUUGAAGGAAAGGAGAUUGGCAUCUUAGUGAACAAUGUGGGAGUUAUAACCCCUCACCCUAUGAGCUUUGGUGAGGUGAACGACCAUAUUCUUUGGAGUCAUGUUAAUGUGAAUGUUGCAUCUCCUCUGGCAAUGACCAAGAUCAUCCUCCCUCAAAUGCUCAAGCGCAGAAAAGGGGCCAUAGUAAAUUUGGCUUCCAUAGCUGGGCGAUGUCCUGUUCCCCUCCUCCAAAUUUACUCUGCUUCAAAGGCAUUUGUAGAUUACUUCUCCAUGGCUUUAGGAGUGGAGUAUAUACAUUCAGGCAUUACAGUUCAGACCAUUACUCCAGGUUAUGUAUCAACCAAUAUGACAAGCUACUCUGAAAAGAUCUACAAGCCAAGUCUUAUGGUGCCAACUGCCUCAAACUUUGCUGCACAUGCCCUGGACACUCUGGGGUUUACCAGUUACACCACAGGCUACUGGACUCAUGGAAUAAUGGCUUGGGUUAUGGACAACUUUGUGCCGAGGUGGAUCCUGAUGAGAAUGUGUAAACUGCAUAAUGAAGACUUAUUAAGGGACAUGAACAAAAAUAAGAGAGAAUGAAUGGAAGAGAAUUCAACA
Molecule: messenger RNA, 2154 nt
Organism: Penaeus vannamei (Pacific white shrimp)
Lineage: Eukaryota; Metazoa; Arthropoda; Malacostraca; Decapoda; Penaeidae
Source: RefSeq, a predicted model, not a curated record